This is a messenger RNA of Anoplophora glabripennis (Asian longhorned beetle), 3187 nucleotides long. RefSeq names its product glycine dehydrogenase (decarboxylating), mitochondrial. The transcript is spliced from 6 exons. Gene Ontology annotation, cellular component: mitochondrion; glycine cleavage complex. Gene Ontology annotation, biological process: glycine decarboxylation via glycine cleavage system. Gene Ontology annotation, molecular function: glycine binding; pyridoxal phosphate binding; glycine dehydrogenase (decarboxylating) activity. Bases 33 to 3002 code for a protein of 989 amino acids. The record is from RefSeq and is a predicted model, not a curated record. NCBI's taxonomy places the organism in Eukaryota, Metazoa, Arthropoda, Insecta, Coleoptera, Cerambycidae.
GGACGGUUUCAAUUCUUCUAAUUACUAUCGACAUGUACAAAAUAAUAAAUUUCACUCAAAAACGUCUUAACGUAGCGAAAAUUAAAAGUUUUAGAUAUGUGAGUGCUUCUAGUUCUCGACAGGAAGGUCCUCUAUUUCCCCAUAAGGAUGAAUUUCCUCCUAGACAUAUCGGCCCUAGAGAUAGUGAUAUUAUCACUAUGCUAGAUACACUAGGGUUUAAGAGUUUGGAUGAGUUAACCGAUAAGGCUGUACCGAAAAAAAUUAGUUUGCCAAAACAACUUGACAUUGAAGAACCUGUUAGCGAAUAUGAGUUGAUCAACCGAAUAAGCAAAAUAGCGGAACGUAAUAAAAUAUGGAGGUCGUACAUCGGAAUGGGCUACCACAACUGUUGCGUACCCCAUACCAUCAUGAGGAAUAUUUUCGAAAAUCCCGGAUGGACCACCAACUACACACCCUAUCAACCGGAGGUAGCGCAAGGACGCUUGGAGGGCCUCCUCAACUACCAGACCGUGGUCACCGAGCUGACAGGCUUGGAAGUGGCCAACGCCUCCCUCCUGGACGAAGGAACAGCCGCUGCGGAAGCCCUGUCUCUGUGCUACAGACAAAAUAAGAGAAACAAGCUUCUAGUGUCGAAUUUAUUACAUCCGCAGACAAUAUCGGUGGUUCAGACUAGGUGUCAGUCGUUGGGACUGACCGUGGAAGUUAACGACGUCUUCGAGGUGGACUUCUCCAGCAGAGAAUAUGCCGGAGUUCUGGUCCAGUAUCCAGACACUGAAGGCAAUGUUCACGAUUUCAGCGGGGUCGCCGAACAAGCCCAUUCGCAUGGUACCCUAGUAUGCUGCGCCACGGACCUGUUAAGCUUAACACUGCUACGACCUCCUAGUGAAUUCGGUGCCGACAUCGCCGUGGGCACCAGCCAACGCUUGGGAGUGCCCCUAGGCUACGGCGGACCCCACGCGGGUUUCUUCGCCUGCAGCCAGUCCCUUGUGAGGUUGAUGCCAGGAAGGAUGAUAGGAGUUACCCGCGACGCCGCUGGAAGGGAUGGAUACCGUUUGGCGUUGCAGACCAGAGAGCAGCACAUCAGGAGGGACAAAGCUACCAGCAACAUCUGCACGGCGCAGGCGCUGUUGGCGAAUAUGGCGGCAAUGUUCGCUGUGUACCACGGGCCGCAGGGUCUUAAGGAUAUCGCUACGAAGAUCCACAACUUUGCUUUGGUGUUAUAUUACGGCCUCAAACAAGACAACAACAUGCUCCCCAACUCCCUGUUCUUCGACACUUUAAGGGUAGAACCGAAGUUAGAUCCCGAAGAAAUAAAACAACGUGCCGCAGAAAAGCAAAUCAACCUCCGUUACUACGAAGACGGUUCCGUAGGCGUGGCUUUAGACGAAACAGUGACCUUCCAAGACAUAAACGACCUCUUCCACAUAUUCGGCGCCCCCCAGAAAAUCGAGGACUUGAUCAACUUCCCUGAUGUGCGUGACGUGUCUAUCUCAAAAAGCGAAUUCAAAAGAACCUCCCCCUUUUUGACUCAUCCGGUAUUCAAUUCUCAUCAUUCCGAAACUAGAAUCGUAAGGUACAUGAAGAAGCUGGAGAACAAGGAUAUCUCCUUGGUACACUCAAUGAUUCCUCUAGGCUCUUGCACAAUGAAGUUGAACUCGACGACGGAGAUGAUGCCGUGCUCUUUCAAACACUUUACCGACAUUCACCCCUUCGCACCUUUAGAACAGAGCUUGGGCUACCACCAACUCUUUGCGGAAUUAGAAAAAGACCUCUGCGCCAUAACUGGAUACGACAAGAUAAGCUUCCAGCCCAAUAGUGGCGCCCAAGGCGAAUACGCUGGGUUAAGAGCCAUCCAAUGCUACCACGAAGCUAGAGGUGAUAUUCACAGAGACGUGUGUUUGAUUCCUGUGAGUGCCCAUGGCACCAACCCCGCAAGCGCUCAGAUGGCUGGCAUGCGAGUAGAACCUGUGAAAGUCCGACAGGACGGCACCAUAGACGUGGAGGACCUGCAGUCGAAAGCGGAGAAGUUUACGAACCGGUUGUCUUGUUUCAUGAUAACUUACCCGUCCACUAAUGGAGUCUUUGAGGAAACCGUAGCUGACAUGUGCGAUAUAAUUCACAAAAACGGCGGUCAAGUGUACCUAGACGGUGCCAAUAUGAACGCGCAGGUAGGACUGUGCAGACCUGGCGACUACGGUGGAGAUGUCUCCCACUUGAACCUGCACAAGACUUUCUGCAUUCCUCACGGUGGGGGAGGUCCUGGCAUGGGUCCUAUAGGUGUUAAGUCUCACUUGGUGCCUUUCCUACCCGGGCAUCCUGUAGUGAAUCCCCUUGGUGAGAAUUCCACGUCUUACGGAGUGGUCAGUGCGGCUCCGUUUGGAUCUAGUGCCAUCUUACCCAUUUCGUGGGCUUACAUCAAGAUGAUGGGACCUAGAGGUUUAAGGAAGGCCACCCAAGUGGCUAUACUGAACGCCAAUUACAUGUCUAAGGUACUGGAGCCUUACUAUGUGACUCUAUUCAAGAGUUCAACCACGAACUUAGUAGCGCACGAAUUCAUCAUCGACGUUAGAGAGUUUAAGAAAACGGCUAACAUAGAAGCGGGCGAUAUCGCCAAACGACUGAUGGACUUUGGUUUCCACGCCCCUACGAUGAGUUGGCCCGUUGCCGGUACUCUCAUGAUCGAGCCCACGGAAUCAGAAGACAAACAGGAGCUGGAUCGAUUUUGCGAGGCUCUGAUCACGAUCAGACAGGAGAUCCGAGACAUAGAAGAAGGAAGGAUGGAUAUAAGGCUCAAUCCCUUGAAGAUGGCGCCACACACGCAAUUGCAAGUUAUCAGUACAUCAUGGGAGAGACCGUACACUCGCGAACAGGCAGCUUUUCCAGCCGACUUUGUCAAGCCAGAUCAUAAGAUUUGGCCUACCGUGGCGAGGAUCGACGAUAUUUAUGGAGACAAGCAUUUGGUAUGCACUUGUCCGCCGAUUCUGGAGGAGUACGGUUAUUGAUAUCGGGCCAGGUUAGGAAUAUUUACAACACUGCGAUAGCGGUUUCGGACUGGAUGAAUAAGUGUGAUAUUUUAAAAGUUGUUCUGCCUCGUCUUGUUAUAAUCGCAUACAAGUUUUUAAGCAAAUUCUGCUCGUAAUUAUUUUUCUCUUUUUACUUUAAUUAAUAAAGAAUGAAUAAAAUAAAA